ACCUCCUGUAUUUAAAACACAAAAACAGUUUAUAUAACUACACAACAUAUUCACUAAGCAGUAUAUAUAAACUACAAAACAUAUUCAAAAUUCACAAUCUAAAAUAAUACUGUUUUCCUCAAAACCUUUUCCUGCCAUGUAUCCAACAUUUUCAUUUUGUUUAUCUCUUCUCUUUGCUUUCAACUUCAUCCAAAACACAAUUACCUCUUCCUUAGGAAACAAGACAGAUAACUUGGCAUUGCUCAAAUUCAAAGAAUCUAUCUAUAAUGACCCAAAUGGAAUCUUGGCCUCUUGGAAUAGUUCAACUCACUACUGUAACUGGCAUGGAAUUACAUGCAGUCCCAUGCAUCAAAGAGUUACAAAGUUAAACUUAAAUGGAUAUAAUUUGCAUGGAUUCAUAUCUCCCCAUGUUGGCAAUCUCUCUUUCUUGAAAUAUCUCAACCUUGCAAACAAUAGUUUCUUUGGAAAAAUCCCAAAUGAAUUCAGUCGAUUGUUCCGAUUGCAGAAACUCUUCAUUAACAAUAACUCUAUCACAGGGGAGAUUCCUACAAACUUGUCAAGUUGCUCCAAUCUUGAAGUCUUAUUCUUAAGUAGAAAUCAUUUGAUUGGUAAAAUACCAAUUGGAAUCAGCUCUCUUCAUAAGCUUCGUAUGUUGGAGAUUCCAAAUAACAAUCUAACAGGAAGAAUUCCAUCAUUCAUAGGAAAUCUUUCAUCCCUAAUUAAUCUCGGAAUGGCUAGAAAUCACUUAGAGGGAAAUAUUCCACAAGAAAUGUGCUACCUCAAAAACUUGACAAGAAUGGUAUUGGAAUCCAACAGACUAAAUGGUACAUUUCCUUCUUGUCUAUAUAAUAUGUCAUCUCUUACUAUAAUCUCAGCAGUACUCAAUGAAUUCAACGGAUCUCUUCUACCCGGUAUGUUUAACACCCUCUCCAAUCUUCAAUAUUUCAUAAUAGGAGGAAAUCAAUUCACAGGUACAAUUCCUAUUUCCAUUGCAAAUGCUUCUGCCCUAAUAAAACUCGAUUUAUCUGAAAACCAUUUGUUCGGACAAGUUCCAAGUCUAGGGAAGUUACAUGAUCUUCAAUUGCUAAAUCUAGAAUUAAACAAUUUAGGUGACAAUUCAACUAAAGAUUUAGAGUUUUUAAAAUCAUUGACAAACUGUAGUAAACUACGAGGACUUUCUAUAUCCUAUAAUAAUUUCGGAGGAAAAUUGCCAAAUUUUGUAGGCAAUUUAUCCAAUCAACUUAGUCAUCUACAUCUUGCAUUUAAUAUGAUAUCAGGAAAAAUUCCUGCAGAAUUAGGAAAUCUAAUUGGCUUAACUCUCUUGAGUGUGCAAGCAAACCACUUUGAAGGAAUUAUUCCUACUACUUUUGGGAAGUUUGAGAAUAUGCAACUAUUAGUAUUGCAGGGAAAUCAGUUGUCAGGAGAGAUACCAGCCAUCAUAGGCAACCUCAGUCAACUAUAUCUUUUGAGUAUAGGAGAUAAUAUGUUAGAAGGAAAUAUUCCUUCAAGUAUAGGAAACUGCAAAAAGUUACAAUACUUAGACCUGUCACAAAACAUUCUAAGAGGAAUCAUACCCAUUGAGGUCUUUAGUCUUUCUUCCUUAACAAACUUACUGAACUUGUCAAAAAACUCAUUUAGUGGUAGCUUACCCAAAGAAGUGGGUAUGCUAAAAAAUAUCAAUAAGUUAGAUGUCUCAGAGAAUCAUCUAUCUGGUAACAUUCCUAGAUCCAUUGGUGACUGCACAGUCUUAGAAUACCUCUAUUUGCAAGGAAACUCCUUCAGUGGAACCAUACCAUCUUCUUUGGCUUCACUAAAAGGUCUACGAUAUUUAGACUUGUCAAAAAAUCUCUUGUCUGGCCCAAUACCUACUGUUCUACAAAAUAUAUCAGUUUUAGAACACUUGAAUAUUUCUUUCAACAUGUUGGAAGGAAAGGUGCCAAUAGAAGGUGUAUGUGGAAAUGUAAGCAGGUUAACUCUGACUGGAAACAAUAAGCUUUGUGGAGGUAUUUCAGAGCUUCAUCUACAACCAUGCCUUGUUAAAGGUCUGAAACAAGGAAAACACCAUAAAAUCAAGUUGAUAGUAGUAAUUGUUAGUGUGAUAUCAAUUCUUCUCAUGAUGAUAGUUAUUCUAACUAUAUAUUACAUGUGGAAAAGAAACCAGAAACAAUAUUCUGAUUCACCAACAACUGACACGCUAGCCAAGGUUUCAUACCAAGACCUACACAAUGCAACUGAUGGGUUUUCUGCUAGCAACUUGGUUGGAUUAGGAAGUUUUGGUUCUGUGUACAAAGGUAAUCUCGCAUCAGAAGAUAAAGUUGUUGCCAUAAAGGUCCUGAACCUUCAAAAGAAAGGAGCUCACAAGAGUUUCAUUGCAGAAUGUAAUACACUUAAAAAUGUAAGACAUCGAAACUUGGUUAAAAUUUUGACAUGUUGUUCAAGUACAGAUUACAAGGGUCAAGAAUUUAAGGCAUUAGUGUUUGAAUACAUGAACAAUGGAAGCUUAGAACAAUGGCUACAUCCAGGGUUAAUGAAUGCAGGGAAUCAAAGAAUGUUGGACCUAAAUCAAAGAUUGAAUAUCAUUGUCGGCAUUGCAUCUGUAUUACAUUACCUUCAUCAUGAAUGUGAGCAAUUGGUUAUUCAUUGUGAUCUAAAGCCAAGCAAUGUCCUUCUUGAUGAUGACAUGAUUGCUCAUGUGAGUGAUUUUGGAAUAGCAAGACUUGUCUCAACCAUUGACAAUACCUCUCACAAGGAAAGUAGUACUAUUGGAAUUAAAGGGACUAUUGGAUAUGCUCCUCCUGAGUAUGGAAUGGGUUCUGAAAUAUCCAUAUAUGGUGACAUGUAUAGCUUUGGGGUGCUUAUGUUGGAAAUGCUUACCGGAAGAAGACCGACAGAUGAAAUGUUUGAAGAUGGUCAAAAUCUACACAUGUUUGUUGAAAAUUCAUUUCCUAAUAAUCUUAUACAAAUUUUGGACCUACAUCUUCUACCAAGAAAUGAAGCAGCAAUAGAAGAUGAAAACAAUGGGAGUUUCACUCCGAUUGUAGAGAAGUGUUUAGUUUCACUUUUUCGGAUUGGACUUGCUUGUUCAGUGGAAUCACCAAAAGAAAGAAUGAAUAUAGUGGAUGUUACCAGAGAGCUAAGCAUAACCAAAAAGGCCUUUCUCACGGGUGUUCGAACUCGUGAUUAGUUAAAGGUGAAGUAGACGUGUCCACGAUCAUUUAGGAAAGAAAUGUGUGUGUAUGUACUAUUAUGCAGUGACACUAGAGUUGAAUGCAACAGUCCAUCAUUCGUAUGUUUUAAAUAAGAACCGAACUUUUGGAUUUUCAAUAUAUA
Molecule: messenger RNA, 3330 nt
Organism: Trifolium pratense (red clover)
Lineage: Eukaryota; Viridiplantae; Streptophyta; Magnoliopsida; Fabales; Fabaceae
Product: probable LRR receptor-like serine/threonine-protein kinase At3g47570
Exons: 4
Coding region: 137-3184 (1015 amino acids)
Biological process (GO): protein phosphorylation
Molecular function (GO): protein kinase activity; ATP binding; protein binding
Source: RefSeq, a predicted model, not a curated record